Molecule: messenger RNA, 867 nt
Organism: Phaeoacremonium minimum UCRPA7
Lineage: Eukaryota; Fungi; Ascomycota; Sordariomycetes; Togniniales; Togniniaceae
Exons: 2
Coding region: 1-867 (288 amino acids)
Biological process (GO): mitochondrial fission
Cellular component (GO): mitochondrion
Source: RefSeq, a predicted model, not a curated record
AUGUGGGGAAGAAGUCAGGACAAGACUCCUAAAGAGAGCACUCCAGAAGCACCGAAAGAUGCUGGCAAAGAGCCUGCCGCCCCAGAUCCCAACAAGCUGCCAAACCGCGAGAAGCUGCCAGCAGCAUUGCAACAGAUAGUGGACAAGUCUGAUAAAGAGGACAACUUCUUCGAUGAGCUUGUGGAGGGAUAUGCACCAGAGUCGACCGAGUCUAAUGUGCGAUUCGCCGCCUACGCCACUCGAGUACGAACAAUUCUACUAUCUGCACAGCGAUAUGUGGCCUACACUUCAGAUAUAGGAGAGUCGUUCAGGCCAGUUGCGCAUCCAUACCUUGUAAGAGGCGCCUAUGGUAUCUCAUGGGCGUAUAUUCUAGGAGAUGUAUCAUACGAAGGAUACAAGGCAUAUUGGCAUAAUCAGCGCACACUCAACCCAACAUUGGAGUUGACGGAGCGCCAGAAGAAGCUCACGGGCCUGGACACCUUCGUUCCUGUUGACCAGGGCCAACUCAAGCCUGCAACUAUCCCUCCCCUAGAGGACUAUAGGACUGUCAUGGCGCAGCGAGCAAUUUUCCAGAGCUUGGCUAGUAUGGGUCUGCCAGCCUUCACAAUCCACAGUGUAGUGAGGUACUCGAGCAGAGCUAUGAAGGACGUGAAGAACAAGACAAUCAGGACAUGGGGACCGAUCGGAUUGGGUCUAGCUGUUGUUCCAUUUCUACCCUCAUUGUUCGAUAAGCCGGUUGAGAAUGCGGUUGAGUGGGUGUUCCAUAAGGGGUUCGCGACAUUUGGUGGAAAGGAGUAUGUGGGCGAUGCUCCGACUACCGGAAGAGAGAAGGCGCUUAUCCAGAAACCCAAGGAAAAAGAGCUCUGA